Molecule: messenger RNA, 557 nt
Organism: Drosophila obscura
Lineage: Eukaryota; Metazoa; Arthropoda; Insecta; Diptera; Drosophilidae
Product: histone H3
Exons: 1
Coding region: 15-425 (136 amino acids)
Cellular component (GO): nucleosome
Molecular function (GO): structural constituent of chromatin; protein heterodimerization activity; DNA binding
Source: RefSeq, a predicted model, not a curated record
CAUUGAAAGUGAAAAUGGCCCGUACUAAGCAGACUGCUCGUAAAUCCACUGGUGGCAAGGCGCCACGCAAACAACUGGCUACCAAGGCCGCACGUAAAAGUGCUCCAGCAACCGGUGGCGUGAAGAAACCUCAUCGGUAUCGCCCUGGCACUGUUGCCCUGCGUGAAAUCCGUCGUUACCAGAAGAGUACCGAGCUGCUGAUCCGCAAACUGCCUUUCCAGCGGUUGGUUCGUGAAAUCGCUCAAGAUUUCAAAACCGACUUGCGUUUCCAGAGCUCAGCAGUAAUGGCCCUGCAGGAAGCUAGCGAAGCCUAUCUGGUCGGUCUCUUCGAAGAUACCAACUUGUGUGCCAUUCAUGCCAAGCGUGUCACAAUCAUGCCCAAGGACAUCCAACUGGCCAGACGUAUUCGUGGCGAGCGUGCUUAAGUUGACAUUUCUUCGACAAGCACAUAUAAACUUUGUACAAAUCGGUCCUUUUCAGGACCACAAAUAACUUACAUUGAGAUUUUUUAUUUCUACAUACUCGCAUUAUUUUUCCCCAAAUAAAAUAUGUACAUA